Messenger RNA from Penicillium psychrosexuale, 297 nucleotides. RefSeq lists its product as uncharacterized. The transcript is spliced from 2 exons. The record is from RefSeq and is a predicted model, not a curated record. The annotation marks the transcript as partial. NCBI's taxonomy places the organism in Eukaryota, Fungi, Ascomycota, Eurotiomycetes, Eurotiales, Aspergillaceae.
ACAGUGGUCCACGAAGACGAUAGUGGAAACAAAAAGUAUGGUGGGGAUGCUCUUUCGGAAUUGAUUUCUCGGAUUAAAAUUGAAUUAAACAUUGACGAGAUAUGGGAAGGGCGUUUAAGAUAUUGGUCCAAGUCCACAAAAUUAGUGAAUCACCCAAAGCAAGGAUACCUUAUACUACUAUCUGAUGAAAUCAAUGUGAUCCCCGGGGGGUUGUUAGAGGUAGGACGUUACAUACGAGUCGAUAACGAGCCAGUCUUGGGUGCGGGUGCUACUGGAUUGUUUCUUGUACCUAACUAA